Centropristis striata (black sea bass) is the source of this 2710-nucleotide messenger RNA. RefSeq names its product LCK proto-oncogene, Src family tyrosine kinase (gene lck). Gene Ontology annotation, biological process: T cell differentiation; innate immune response; B cell receptor signaling pathway. The coding region runs from base 189 to 1697 and encodes 502 amino acids. The transcript has 13 exons. The record is from RefSeq and is a predicted model, not a curated record. NCBI's taxonomy places the organism in Eukaryota, Metazoa, Chordata, Actinopteri, Perciformes, Serranidae. Gene Ontology annotation, cellular component: extrinsic component of cytoplasmic side of plasma membrane. Gene Ontology annotation, molecular function: ATP binding; non-membrane spanning protein tyrosine kinase activity; signaling receptor binding.
CAUUGAGUUAGUUAUAAUCAGACAAGCAGAUGAUGAAAUCGUCACACCGCAGCUCCCUUGGUGAAAAACUCACUUAUUGCUAAAUAGCUCUUUUAGAAAAGAUUCGACAAGAGGAUAUCUUUAUGGCGAAACGUGAAAUCUGACAGAGUUGGACGCUUGAAGAGACGUUUCAUAUUUCAAGAGAAAAGAUGGGCUGUAACUGCAGUUCGGACUAUUCAGACAGCGAGUGGAUCGAGAACUUGGAUGAAAUCUGCGAACACUGCAACUGUCCCAUACCUCCCCAGUCAUGCAACCCAUACACCGACCAGCUGAUUCCAUACCCAUCACAGCAUUCACCUCCUACAUCUCCUUUACCAGACAAUCUUGUGGUGGCCAUAUACAGUUACGAACCCAAACAUGAUGGUGACCUGGGCUUUGAGAAGGGAGACAAACUCAAGAUCCUCAACAAGGAUGAUCCGGAGUGGUACUUGGCACAGUCUCUCACCACAGGCCAGCAGGGCUACAUCCCACACAACUUUGUUGCAAUGACCACAGUGGAGACUGAACCGUGGUUCUUUAAGAACAUUUCUAGAAACGAAGCCAUGAGGCUCCUCCUCGCUCCUGGGAAUACGCAGGGCUCCUUCUUGAUUCGAGAGAGUGAGACAACCCAAGGGUCAUACUCCUUAUCAAUCAGGGACCUGGACCACAACACUGGCGAAGGAGUCAAGCACUACAGAAUCCGUAACAUGGACAACGGUGGCUUCUACAUCCAAGCCAAGAUAUCCUUUAACUCUCUGAAGGAGCUCGUCCAGCAUCACUCACGUGAAGCAGAUGGGCUGUGCACGAAGCUGGUGAAGCCGUGUCAGUCGAGGGCCCCGCAGAAGCCCUGGUGGCAGGAUGAGUGGGAGAUUCCUCGUGAGUCCCUGAAGCUGGAGCGCAGGCUUGGUGCUGGACAGUUCGGAGAAGUCUGGAUGGGUGUGUACAAUAAUGACCGGAGGGUGGCAAUCAAGAACCUGAAGAUGGGCACGAUGUCGGUGGAAGCCUUCCUGGCAGAGGCCAACAUGAUGAAGAACCUGCAGCAUCCACGCCUCGUCCGCCUCUUUGCUGUUGUUACGCAGGAGCCAAUCUUUAUCGUCACAGAGUACAUGGAAAAUGGUAGCCUAGUGGAUUACCUGAAAACAACGGAGGGAAGCAAUGUGCCCAUGAACACUCUGAUAGACAUGGCGGCUCAGGUGGCGGAUGGCAUGGCUUUUAUUGAGGAGAAAAAUUACAUCCAUCGAGACCUGAGAGCAGCCAACAUUCUGGUGAAUACUGAACUCAUCUGUAAGAUUGCUGACUUUGGACUGGCGAGGCUGAUUGAGGACAACGAAUACACAGCAAGAGAAGGUGCAAAGUUCCCCAUCAAAUGGACAGCCCCAGAGGCUAUUAACUAUGGCACCUUUUCCAUAAAAUCGGAUGUGUGGUCAUUUGGGAUCCUCCUGACAGAGAUAGUGACAUAUGGACGCAUACCUUACCCUGGUAUGUCCAACCCAGAGGUAAUCCAGAACUUGGAGCGGGGCUACAGAAUGCCAAAGCCAGAAAACUGUUCAGAGGGGCUUUAUAAUAAUGUCAUGUGUCUGUGCUGGAGGGAAAACCCAGACGACAGGCCCACCUUUGAGUACCUGAGGAGCGUUCUGGAGGAUUUCUUCACUGCCACAGAGAGGCAGUAUCAGGAAUAGCCCUGACAGGGCAGAAAGACAUACAGACUAACAGUUAAGAUGUUCAAACUAAAGGCACAGCCUGGGAAGAUGGAUGCUGGAUUUUGUUUUGUUUGUUUUUGAACAGUACAUGCAUUUAUAUUGAUAGGGUAGAAACUGAGGUUUUACAAAGUACUUUGUUUCUGCACCAAACUUAUUCGGAAGUGGCCUCUUAGAUAUGAUACAGUCACAUGUGGAGCCAUACCGAGCCAACAACAGAGAGAAGAGCGAUCACCAUGCUGCUUCAAUAGACUGGGAACAGUUCCUGUAUAAGCAGCUGCUCUCCUGGUGCUUUUUAUUCACAUGUAAAUACCGUCAAAGUGCUUCAGCUGUGUUUUACCUCUGCAGUUUAAUAAAUGGUUUUAAAUUGUUUUACUUACAGUGCGUAAAUAAGUAAGAUUGGAUGGCUGUUGCAUGAUAAAGCAGAACCCAUCACAAAAUAUAGACAUGGGGUUGAUUUUUUCAUUAAAUGCAAAAAUGCUCAAAUGUUUUAUUUGUAUUUUUAUGUAAAUGUAUUAAAUUCAAUACUACAUUCAGGACACUGUAGUGUUGAUCUUGGCCACAUGUUCUACAGAUAUGCCAAAAACAUAUGACAGCUACUCAAAAUAUGUUUUUACGACCAUGCACACACUCCGUCAAUUAAGGUUUUAUGAGACAUGUAUGAACUUAUUAUACGAGAUGCACUGCCAAAGGUUAAACAACCAAGCAAUAAAUAGCAGUCAGUAAGUUAAAUAGCUCCACCAGCUGCAUUAAAAAAAUUCAAUGUGCACAUUAAUGCAACAGUUAAUACAUACAUAAAUAGUUUAAUACUAUUAUUCUUCUGCAUACUGAAUUGUUUUUUUUUUUUUUUUUUUUUUUUUACUACAGUACAUUUUGAUAUUCCUUACUUCCAAUUUUGGUAUUGUGACCUUUAAUUAGGAAAUGGGUCUUGUUCCACCCAGGGAUGGCACAUGAUUGAUGGAUAAUAUUGUUUUUUUUCCUUUUUGUUGAUAUUG